AUGUAUUUCUGUUUCAGUGGUAUUGAAUAUGGAGAUGAGGUGUACAGCAUAUGUCAAUUGGAAGCUCGAAAUUCUUCCAAUGAUUUGAAAAAAAACAAAAAGGUUGAUGAAGGAAAAAUAGAUACUAAAAUAAUACAAAAUAAUAUUGAUUUAUCAAAAUCUAUACGAAAAGUAACUUCGUCACCGAUUUGUCAAAUACCUAAAAGUAAUUCAUCUAUGCCUAUAAAAUCUCCUCACCGUGAUAUUGGAGCUUCAGUAAUUACGAAUAAGAAGGAAGAUUCAAAUACAGAAUUCAUAUUCCAGAAUAAACCUGUGAUCGAUUACAACUCUACUCGAUCUUAUAACGAUCCGUCUCAAUCAGUUACAAAAAAAAUAUUUGGUGAUUCUUCCAUUGGUACUACAUCUGAUCAAGAUACUCUGUUAUCAAUUACAAACCGUUCAUCACCACAAACAGCCACUGCAAGUAUUUUCGCUCCACGAACGGAGGAUAUGAAUAAAGGUUUCCUCACUUUCAGUGACGAUCAACCAGGAUUAACAAUGCUUAAAGAUGAACCGGAAGAUUUAACUCAUUUAGCACCAACGCCAGGAGAUGUAUGCGUUCCUCUUGAAGAUACACCAUUUCUCUCAGAUAUGCUUGACGAAUUCAUGUUAAGUAAUGAAAAUUAUUGUACAUUGUUAAGUCCAAUGAUACCAACAGAACUUCCCGAUUCUAAUUCUGGACUCAUGGAAGAUACAAUUCAAAAAAAUGAUAAUUUUGGAGAAACUCUUGAUAGUGAUCCGUUUUUCUAUACGAAUCCAUGCUCGAAUCUCGAUUCAUCUCAAUCCACUACGAAUAAUCUUACGAAUACGCCAACUAAAAGCCCCGAAUUAUUUAGUAUAGAUUUACUACAUAGUUCUGAUACAAGUAACAUUGCAACUGAUUCUGGAAUUUCAGAAGAUGAAUUACUCAUGUUAAAUAUAGAUGAAGUUAUUGCUGAUGAUGAACUUGCAUUGCGCGCUCCUUAUAUUCCUAUGUCAGAUCAAGAUGAGGCUUUACAGAUGCUUAUCAGCGACAAUAUGGUUAUGUGGGGACCGACACAACCUCCUGAUAGAUCUGAUUGGGACUCAAAAAGAGAUAGUUCUGAUUACUAUAAAGAAUCUAGCCUAGCAAAAUUAUUGAAGAACAAUAAAAAUUCAAAUAAAUACGAUUCUAUUUCUACGGUGAAUUUAAUUAAAGAACGUGAUCAAACUCUUGAAAUAGGAGUAAACAAGAGAUCUAAUAAACGUCUGCAUGAAACAUCGUCAUUGAACACCGAAGAAGUGAAUAAGCGUAUGAAAUGUCAGAUGAUGGAUAAAAAUACAUUAAUCGCUGCCAAAAAAUCAUCAGAAACAGACUUAUUUCAUACAGUUAAAUACACGAUUAGUGUAGACGGUAUGAAUCAAAAAAAUAUCCGAAUCAAUGAUAACAAUCUUGCUGAUACUAAAGCAAAUAAAAUGCGUUUGUUGCAACAACUUAUAGAAGAUCGUGAACUGUCAACUACGGCCGAAUCCUCCAAUUUAAACGAUGCGGUUAAUCGUACAAAACAUUUGGACACGAUCAAUCUAAUGGGUGAUGCUGAUGGUGACGAUGAAAAUCUACAAGAUCAUCAAUCCAAUAGCGUUCUAAUGAACCUCCUUAUUUCUGGUUGCGAUAAAAUGUAUGUGGACCUGCCUACACUGUUAGAAGAAAAACUGCGAAUACCGUUAUCCAUCAACGUAACUGAAGAUCACUGA
This is a messenger RNA of Cotesia congregata, 1752 nucleotides long. Lineage: Eukaryota; Metazoa; Arthropoda; Insecta; Hymenoptera; Braconidae. The record is from the annotation of a GenBank genome assembly.